ACCUAAGAGUGAGUGACAAGGCGUUGUGAACACACGGCAUUUACAACUAAUGUGACACUGAGAGACAGCGGCAAUAGAAGAAGGCAAACAAGCAGGAGAGAGUCAGACCAUGGAGGGAGAGGUGGAUGAAGAAGAUGGGACUUUCACUAACAUCUCGCUGGCAGAUGACACAGUGGACAGUGGAACUGCAGCCCUGUAUACUAAACAAGACAGUGAGCUCCUCACCAUGAACUGCGACAUAGACGGAGAAAUGGAGAACCAGGUGGAGAUGGAGGAGAAGACGAGGCUCAUAAAUCAGGUUUUGGAACUUCAGCACACACUGGAAGACCUGUCAGCACGAGUCGAUGCAGUCAAGGAGGAGAACCUGAAGCUGAAGUCUGAGAACCAGGUUCUAGGUCAGUACAUCGAGAACCUCAUGUCUGCCUCCAGCGUCUUCCAGACCACUGACACCAAGAGCAAACGGAAGUGAGACGCGCCCUGUGGAGAAAGCUGCAGUCCCAGGCCUGCACCCGGGACAGUAAACCCACCAUGGAGAGGGCAGACCUGGGUCUCUUCUGCAGUUAACCUGAGCUCGCUUACUUGAGUCAAAACUAAUUGAAUUGAAGCUGAAAAUGGGAGCUGACUGUCAAGCCACCAGUUCAGUUGACUCAUACCCCCUUUCCACCAACAAGAACAUAGUGCUAGAUUGUGGCUGGUGCCAUUUCAAAGUUAAACUUGUGAUCCUUCUGAGAACCUCUUUGCUUUUCCACAGGAUAAAACCAUCUUGUUAUUGAUGGGAUUUUGACUGGCCGUGAUAAACACUGAUCUAGCGAGGAACACUGAUAAACACUGAUCUGCUUAUGUCAGACCCUGACAUAAGCAGUUCUUUGUCGGUUCUUUGCAGACCAGCAAAGAGUUGGUCCUGCUGUGGGACCAGUUUUCCUGGCCGAGAACCAGUUCUCUGGCUGUCAGAACACAAAGAACUGGUUGGAGAUUAGGCACUGGCUCUGAACCAGCCGUCAAACUGGCUUAGUGGAAACGGGGUAUCAGACGUAGCUCAUUAAAUUAGUGGCAGCCGGGCCCAGGUCUGUUGUGCAACAGCUUUCUCUCCACACUACAGAAUAGGUAGAGGUGACCCUUAGACCUCAGGUGGAUACCAGCUCAACUGGUCAACAGUGACAAAAUCAGGAGAACUUUAAUUUGUGUAUGAAGAGGUCAAGGGUCAUUUGUACCUAGAGUUCCUUCUCAGUCUCCAUUGGACCUCCAUUAGAGUCAAAUAGUUUCUGCAAAAUAAUUUGUUUGUUUAACCUGCUUGGUUGACAGCAUCAACACGUAUCUGACGUGUAUCAGAUUGUCAAUCACCGAACCGUUUUCCAAAUACUUGCCUAUGGUUUCUCAAACCUGACAUUCACUGAGUCAUCUGAGUGACAAAGUUCAACUAUUUCGCAGUCUACAACAAACUAUAAAUAGCAUUUGCAAAUACUGUUUGACCCCAAACCUCCCUUUCAAAACCGGUUUAUUUAUUUUUGGUUUCUUUUGUUUCUACGUCAGCUGGAUCUGAGAUUCGGUAGGUCUUGGAUGAAAUGACGACUACAUGUAGCAUGACUACAUUUCUCCAUUUAAAAACUGAUAAACUGGACAGUAUUACUGAGAAUGACAAACUAUAUUUGAAGUGCAUGGUCAUGUAUGAGUAAUACACAUCUGCAAAGGUUUUCUAUCUUUGUCUUAACAGUUAUCGCAUAUCUAAUGAAAUGCCCUUAAAUUAUUAUUCACAUGAUUGCAGAAUGUUUAAAGCUAUUGAAGAGUUUAAAAACACUAUGGGGUGGAUACUAGAUUUGUAUAGGUAGCAUUUAGAGCUCAGCAACAAGAUAAUGUAAGUAAAAGCACAGAGAAGCUAAAGGGUGUUUAUAAUGUGCAACUGAUGUCUACAUCUUUAUUAACACCAGUGAUUGUUUUUAUGUUAAAUAUGGUUGAUUUUAAAAUCACAAUGUUAUGACACAGAUGGGACAUUUUGAUGACUUGGUGUAAGUAUUUGCAGCCCAUUAAAUUUUAGUGAUUGCUGGGGCCCAGGCCAAAACAUGAGCAGCAAAUGUUUGGGUCGUGAAUGCAACCCUACCUGUACAUGGUUUGAACCAAAUUGUGACGAGUUGCAGAAAGGAGCCGAUGAUGUGAGGAAGAGGUGAGGGUGGGGGGGCUGAGGCAGGAAGGCAGACAGACUUUCUCUCAGAAGCUGUAAAGAGGCCCUGAGUGCUAUUGAUCCGGCACCGCCUGGAAGAAUCUCUCUGGGUAUCACCAAGAAAAAGUGCUGUUCUCAACACUGUACCCCACAAAGGGAGAGUGUGUCUUCAGAGGCUUGCUUUGGCAAAUGUUAAGCUAUAAGAGACUGUAGAAAAAACAGGAGACAAGAGCAGAUGAUCUGAACAGCGCUAGUAAAAGGGUUUUCCAACUCUAAUUGGGAGUAAUUUAUCUACCAUGACUAGAGAUACAGCGAAUUCAUGUCUGGAAAGUAGUAAUUAAAAUGUUUAUAUAUCGAGAGAUUGCUAAUGUUGCAAUGGGAAAAUUGUUAGAUAUUCAAUAAGACUACAAACUACACUGUAUCCUGUAAUUAACACAUUAUUUUGAUAUUUUUAAUGGUUGUACAGUAAUAUACUCCUAUUGUAUUUCUUUCUUUUUCUUUCUGGCAUGCUGACUAUGCCCUACCUACACACAUCCCCUCAAGUCAACUGCCUUGUGUGUAGAUGCCGUGUAAAUUUGGACUCUCUUGCCUUUUAACAUUUUUGUUUUAAUAAAAACUUAAGUUCA
Molecule: messenger RNA, 2781 nt
Organism: Myripristis murdjan (pinecone soldierfish)
Lineage: Eukaryota; Metazoa; Chordata; Actinopteri; Holocentriformes; Holocentridae
Gene: scoca
Product: short coiled-coil protein a
Exons: 4
Coding region: 110-469 (119 amino acids)
Cellular component (GO): trans-Golgi network
Source: RefSeq, a predicted model, not a curated record